AUUAGAUGGCUCGAGUACUUAGACAGGUGACAAUAAUAAUCGUUAUUAUGACUUGUACCUCCCUGUACCUCGAAUAUCAUCGUAGCGCAAACCUUACGUGGUGGAACUGUCCUGGUUUGGUUGCCGUUUGCGUGACCCUCUCUACUUAAGUGCUUACUUGGCGGUUCGGACAGCCGACGGGAUCUCAUUGUCAGGAACAACUUACAAGGCAGACAAAUAAUACAUCCAACUCUUCGCGCAGCCAUUUGCGAUCAGGGAUUUCCUGCUUUACUUUCAUCUAAACACUUAUCACUAGCGCGCCUAUCUUGUCUCUAGAGACCUUUCUAGCCUCUCUCCUCAGGUGUUCUCGUUGAUCAUGGGCUCCGGUGACGACGAGUGGGAGUUGGAUGAGGGGAUCCCUCAGUUUGGAGAUCCGUUCAUCCAAAAAUAUAUCAACGGCAGAGAAGCACUUAUCCAGGAAGAGCGCAAACAGCGUCAUGAUUAUACAUUUCGUAAAUCCAUGUCCCGCGUGGCUGCGGAGGCAUCCAGGAUCGUGUCCCGCAUCCGUGCCAGGGAGCAGCGAGAUGUGUGGACUGAUCAUUUAGAGGAAAAAAUCGCCCACCAGUCUGAUGAAGUGCUCUAUCCAGGUAUCAUGUUCAAUCUGGCCAAGGAUCGCAUGGAGAAGACGGAUCUCUGGAAGAUUGUGCACCGGAUGCCCAAAGGCGCACUGCUCCAUGCCCACAUGGAUGCCAUGUUUGACCUCGACUAUCUAAUCGAUCUGGCAUUUACAACGCCCGGAAUACACAUUUCCGCACCCCAGCCAUUAUCAUCGGAUAAGGCUCUAGAUGUGGCCCCGGUAUCUUUCCAGUUUUCCAAACGCCCUUUGUCCAAAUCGGACAAUAAGCCCUCGAUAUGGACAGAUGACUACGAGCCUUCGACCCUGCUUCACAUUCAGAAAGCUGCUUCUACCUUCCCGCGCGGUGGAGAGAGUGGAUUUCGCGAGUGGUUGAAGAGCCGUUGUAUGAUCGCUCCGGAUCAUUCGUAUAAUCACCAUCACGGAGUGGAUGCAAUCUGGGCCAUCUUUCAGCGGACUUUCCCCGUUAUCAAUUCGAUCCUGUUCUACGAGCCAAUACUAAGAAAGUGUCUGCGUCGAAUGCUCGACGAGCUUGCAGUCGAUGGGAUAAAGUAUGUCGACUUUCGAGUCGCGUUCCUCUUUGAAUAUCGCCGGGAAAACAGCGAGACCCCAGAGGACGACUACAUGGAGUUCCUUAACGUUUUCGAGGAGGAAGUCGAGGCCUUUAAAGCAACAGAAAAGGGAGCGAGAUUCCACGGCGCAAGAAUUAUCUGGACAACUCUGCGCCGGUUGCCAAACCGAGAUAUUGUCGAGAGUAUGAAGGAAUGCAUCGAAUCCAAGAAAGAAUUCCCAGAGAUAAUCUGCGGUUUUGACGUUGUCGGGCAGGAAGACCAAGGCAGACCACUCGUGGAUAUGACACCCAUUCUGUUCUGGUUUCGUAAAGCCUGCGCGGAGGAGGGCGUGGAAAUCCCCUUUUUCUUCCACGCGGGCGAGUGUCUGGGUGACGGAGAUGCGACAGACAACAAUCUGUUCGAUGCUAUCCUCUUGGGAACCCGGCGGAUCGGCCAUGGCUUCUCGCUAUAUAAGCAUCCUCUACUCAUCGAUCUAGUGAAAGAAAAGAAGAUACUGAUUGAAUGCUGUCCCAUCUCGAAUGAGAUCCUACGGCUGACCAGCUCGAUCAAAUCGCAUCCCCUCCCAGCACUGCUGUCACGGGGAGUCCCGGUCUCUCUUUGUAACGAUGACCCGGCUGUACUGGGACACGGCAGGAAUGGACUGACGCAUGACUUCUGGCAAGCGCUUCAGGGACUGGAGAAUAUGGGCCUCGAAGGCCUCGCUGUGAUGGCGGAGAACUCGAUCCGCUGGAGCUGCUUUGAAGACCAAACCACAGCUGAGUGGCAGAAGGAUAUCCGUGACGGUGUCACUGGGAAUGGUGUGAAAGCACAACGCUUGCGAGAGUGGUAUGCCGACUUUGAAGAGUUCUGCCAGUGGAUCGUGAUGGAGUUUGCAGACGAAGGGCUGGAUGGUGACGAUAACUGAGGUACAACCAAGAAAGAAGAAGACAAUAAUGAUAUAGGUUACUAGAACUUUGGAAUCAAUUCAUAAUAACACCUAAUUUGUCUCCAAUUUAGAAAAGCUCUCAUCAGACUGACAUGAGACGGUCA
Messenger RNA from Paecilomyces variotii, 2214 nucleotides. RefSeq names its product putative CECR1 family adenosine deaminase. The transcript is spliced from 2 exons. Lineage: Eukaryota; Fungi; Ascomycota; Eurotiomycetes; Eurotiales; Thermoascaceae. The coding region runs from base 356 to 2089 and encodes 577 amino acids. Gene Ontology annotation, biological process: adenosine catabolic process; inosine biosynthetic process. Gene Ontology annotation, molecular function: adenosine deaminase activity. The record is from RefSeq and is a predicted model, not a curated record.